UCCUCGAACCCGACCUUCAUCAUCAACGGCUACUCUUCCUACUGGCAAAGAUGACUAAGCUUCUUCUCCUUGUUCUUCUCGUGGUUGUCUUCUGCAAUGCAAGUGCAAGGCAGCUUGUGAACAAGGGAGCCUUGGAGGAAGAGAAGUGGUGGCACCAUGGAGUCGGCGGUGGGCUCGGUGGCGGUGGCGGUGGCGGUUUUGGAGGUGGGGCCGGAGGAGGCCUAGGUGGUGGCGCUGGAGCUGGCGGCGGGGCUGGCUUCGGAGGUGGGGCUGGGGCUGGUGGUGGUGGUGGGCUCGGAGGUGGCGGCGGUGGAGGGUUUGGAGGCGGUGGUGGUGGUGGCGUUGGAGGAGGUGCUGGCGGAGGGUUCGGAGGUGGAGCUGGUGCUGGAGGUGGCGCUGGGCUAGGCGGUGGAGCUGGAGGCGGUGGUGGGGGAGGGUUUGGAGGUGGUGGAGGCGGUGGGCUCGGUGGUGGUGCAGGUGGUGGAUUUGGAGGAGGAGCUGGUGGUGGGUUCCCAUGAGAUCUUGCUUGUUCCACCAUUCCUAGCAGUGUGGCUCUAGGAUUUGCGUUACUAUCUAUUUCUGUGUACCCUUUUUUCUUUUUUCUUUUUUUUAUCAUUCUGUGUGUCCUUUUCUUUGUAUCGCUAUCUCAUGUCUGUCCCAACGAACAAAUAAACGGAUUCACGUUCCGGGCAUUUUUCAUGCACACGCCAUGCAUAAUAUAGUCGAGGGUGUAUGAAUAAUUUA
Molecule: messenger RNA, 744 nt
Organism: Magnolia sinica
Lineage: Eukaryota; Viridiplantae; Streptophyta; Magnoliopsida; Magnoliales; Magnoliaceae
Product: glycine-rich cell wall structural protein
Exons: 1
Coding region: 51-518 (155 amino acids)
Source: RefSeq, a predicted model, not a curated record